CCUCCUCCUCCUUAAACCCUCCUGGCUCCUUGCCCCCCUCCUGAUGGGCAUCCCCAGCUGCUAUGGAGGAGAAGGUGCCCUCAGUGGAAUCCUAUGAGGCCGCCAUGGUGCUGAGCGGGGUGGGGGAUGCGCUGGGGUACCGGGGGGGGCGCUGGGAGUACUGCACCUCGGGGCCCCAGAUCCAUGCGGAACUGGAGGAACUGGGGGGGCUGGGGGCCAUCGUCCUGGAGCCCCCCGAGUGGCCCGUGAGCGAUGACACCGUCCUGCACCUGGCCACGGCCGAGGCGCUGGCCACGGGGCUGGAGGGGGAAGCGCUGCUGCAGGAGAUGGCCCGGCGCUACGUGGAUGCAAUGGGGGACAUGGAGGGGCGCAAACCGGGCCCCACGAGCAUCCUGGGCACAUCUCAGCUGCAGCCGGGGGUCCCCGGCGGGUACCGCAUCCCCUUCAACCCCACGGGCACCGGGUGCGGGGCCGCCAUGCGCAGCCUCGCCAUAGGGCUCAGGUACCCCCGUGUUCGGGACCUCCCGACCCUGAUCGCGGUGAGCAUCGAGAGCGGGCGCAUGACCCAUCACCACCCGACGGGGUACCUGGGGGCCCUGGCGGUGGCGCUGUUCGGGGCGCUGGGGGUGCGGGGGGAGGCCCCCGAGCGUUGGGGCCCGGAGCUGCUGCGGGUCCUGCCCCUGGCCUGGGGCUACGUGGAGGGCACCGGGGUGGCCGUGGCCGAGAACGCGGAGGCGUGGCCGUUCUUUGGGGAGGCCUGGACCCGGUACCUCUCCUCCCGCGGGCUCCUCCCCGGCUCGGGCCCCCCCCGCCUGCCCCCGUUACCGGACGCCGCCUCCCGGGACCGGGAGUACGAGCGCUGGGCGCUGGGGGCGUGGCCGGGCCGCAGCGGGCACGAUGCGCCCAUGGUGGCGCUGGAGGCGGUGCUGGCGGCGGGGGGGGCCUGGGCCGAGCUCUGCGGGCGGGCGGCGCUGCACGGGGGGGACAGCGACAGCACCGGGAGCAUCGCGGGGGGGUGCUGGGGGCUGCGCUGGGGGCUCGGGGCCGUCCCCGAGGGGCUCCUCCGGGGGCUCGAGUACGGGGAGAGGCUGAGGGAGGCGGGGAGGGGGAUCCAUGGGGUGGUGUGGGGGGGGCAGCGGGAGUGA
Neopsephotus bourkii (Bourke's parrot) is the source of this 1145-nucleotide messenger RNA. RefSeq names its product ADP-ribosylhydrolase ARH1-like. The record is from RefSeq and is a predicted model, not a curated record. The coding region runs from base 63 to 1145 and encodes 360 amino acids. NCBI's taxonomy places the organism in Eukaryota, Metazoa, Chordata, Aves, Psittaciformes, Psittacidae. The transcript has 7 exons.